Solanum dulcamara is the source of this 1195-nucleotide messenger RNA. RefSeq names its product calcineurin B-like protein 1. The record is from RefSeq and is a predicted model, not a curated record. The transcript has 9 exons. Lineage: Eukaryota; Viridiplantae; Streptophyta; Magnoliopsida; Solanales; Solanaceae. Bases 304 to 951 code for a protein of 215 amino acids. Gene Ontology annotation, molecular function: kinase binding; calcium ion binding. Gene Ontology annotation, biological process: calcium-mediated signaling.
ACCAAUUUUGGCUUCUCCCACUGUUUUGUCUCUCUUCUUUCAGCUUUUUCCUAUAUAUAUACACACAAAUUUUAUGUGUUGGUGCAUAUAUACACAUCAAUUCUUGAAAACACUUCAUAUUUCUCUUAAGACAAGUUCCCUCUUUUUUGGUUUUUUUUCCUGGUUUUCUGUUUAAAGGACGAGCAAUUUCAUCUGGGACAUCUUUAAUCUGUUAAAAUGGUUUUGAUGAUAUAUUGUAGUGAAGCUGGUUGCUAGACUCCAUUCUAGUUGUGUGCUUUCUCCUCGGUCUCUGUUCUUAAGAAGAUGGGCUGUUUUAGCUCUAAGGUGGCAAGAGGACAUCAGUUUCCUGGAUAUGAAGAUCCUGUAAUCCUGGCAUCCCAAACAGCAUUUACUGUAAGUGAAGUUCAGGCAUUAUUUGAGAUGUUCAGGACUAUUAGCAGUACAGUAAUUGAUGAUGGGCUGAUAAGCAAGGAAGAGUUUCAGUUGGCUUUAUUCGAGAAUAGAAAGAAAGAAGACCUUCUUGCGAAUCGGAUUUUUGAUCUCUUUGAUCUGAAGCAAAGAGGAGUCAUCGAUUUUGAGGAUUUCGUUAUGGCAAUGAAUGUUUUCCACCCAAAUGCCUCGCAUGAAGAUAAGCUCACUUUUUCAUUUAAGCUGUAUGAUCUGGAUGGCUCGGGGUAUAUUGAACGACAAGAGGUUAAACAAAUGUUGAUUGCACUUUUACGCGAGUCUGAGAUGAAGUUGGCUGAUGAAACCAUUGAGAUAAUACUUGAUAAGACGUUUUCAGAGGCAGACUCGAAUCAAGACGGAAAGAUUGACAAAUCAGAAUGGCAAAGUUUUGUGGAUCGAAAUCCUUCAAUACUAAAGAUUAUGACGCUUCCAUAUCUAAGGGAUGUAACAACUACUUUUCCAAGUUUUGUAUUUCAUUCAGAAGUUGAUGAAGGAGCUACUUGAGGAGUAGGGAGAAAAAAGGGGUGAAGUUCAGAUUUUAAUUAGUUCUUCUCGUCUACAUAUUUCAUUUGUCUUUUUUCCCCUCUAAAUAUAUUAUUAAAAUGUAUCUAAUUUUAUUGGGGGAAAAUGCAAACAAUAUAUGUCUAAAUUGGGUGAGGAGGUUUUGUUUAGCCCUCCCUUUUUGUAAAGUGAUUAUAUUUUUUUUGCCAAUUUGGUAAAGUAAUAUAAUUUUCUUAGAUUCACUUGA